Molecule: messenger RNA, 2353 nt
Organism: Lobosporangium transversale
Lineage: Eukaryota; Fungi; Mortierellomycota; Mortierellomycetes; Mortierellales; Mortierellaceae
Exons: 3
Coding region: 57-2312 (751 amino acids)
Source: RefSeq, a predicted model, not a curated record
UCCUGAACUACACAAAAACUUCCCAUUUCAUAUUUCAUUUCAUUCUUAAAUCAACAAUGGUCGUCCCAAGGAAACAUCGUACAGUUGUUGAAAACAUCUAUCCUUGUGGAAUCUGCAAAGUCAACCCCUACAAAUACAUCUGUCCAAGAUGUAAUCUACGAUACUGCUCUGUGAUAUGUUAUAAGGAUCAGUCUCACACUCAGUGCACAGAGUCAUUCUACAAAGAUUCUGUAAUGAGUGAGCUGCAGUCAAAUCCUACGAUUCAAACAGAGGAUCGAAAAAAUAUGCUUAGGAUCUUGGAUCGGUUCGAGAAACAGGCAAUAGAGGAGGAACAAAGGAUGGACAUGUCAGAGGAAGAGCUGAUGGAAAAUUUGCAGAAUCAAUAUCAUCAUCAUCAACAACAAAAUCAACAAAAACAAGGGCAAGAUCAUGAUAAACAGAGCAGUGCCCCUACUACUACUGGUACUACUGCUACUACCUUGCGGAGGAAACUGACGCAACAGGAGCGAGAUGCGCUAAUCCGCAAGGCAAUUGAGGAAGAGCAGAUCGAAGAACGACGGAAAUGGUCAUUAAAAGAACAUGAACUAGAAGGCGUGGAUACACCAGCCCAUCUCACUGAACAUGAAGAAGAGAUUAAACGAAUGUUGGAGAAAGAACAUCAAGAUUUGAUCGAUAGGUUUCGUGGCGUAGAUCUAGAUAAAGAAUCGUUCGUGAAUAUAUGGGCGCGAUUAAGUUUGGAGGAGCAACAAGAAUUUCAGGAGAUGUUCAUGAUCACAGAACUAAAUAAAGGCGGUACAUCCAAUGAAAGCAUUGGUGAAGAAGGCGAUGGCGAAAUCAACAACGAUACUGGCCAAGAAGAAGAGCAAGAGGCAAGGGAACUGUUGCAAGAGAUGGGAGAGACGCUGCGCAGAGGAGAUGAGAGCCUCAAGAAACGUGAUCGUAGCAGCAACGACAAUAACAACAACAACCCCGCUAUACUAGCAGAGCUAGACGUAGAGGAUUUGCGGGCCAUUCGCGAUGCAGAGAUAUCAGAGUUGAUCCCAAUCUGGCGGCCGUGGUGGGAAAUUGAAGCAGAAAAUACCGGUCAUUUAAAAAAAUCGACAGUUCCGGAUACAGAAGAGAUUACAAACAAAGAAGAGUUUAAACGAUUGAAUGCUGGAUCCAUUCAUGCUACUGCUUCAUCUGAACCUAGUAAUCUAUCCAAUCGGGCGACAAAUAUUCUCACUACCUCAGGAAGAUUUCUGGAGAAGUGGGUGUUGGAUGAAGAAGCCCUUCUGCGUCCUCAUCGUUCCCUUAUUCAAGAUGCUUCCGAACAACAAGACCUAAUGGCCGUCAAGGCAGGAUUACCAAGCUUGAUAAAACCACCUCAUCCUUCAUUGAUUUAUCACAUCAGUGCGCUCAUAUUUGCUUACGCUGCUACCAGUCGAGUGCUGAAUGGUGAUCUCUUAGAAGAACCAGAGCAAACACUUGCAUAUAUUUUUGACCUUUGUCCCUUCUAUUCACCCACCUCAACUAUCCCUACUUCUUCAUCGCUCAAAAAGCGUGCAUCCGUUUCUGUACAACCAACGAUUACGUCAAACGGUGAUUCCUCAGCAAAAUCUGCAGCUGCAGAUGCAGCUGUAGCGCCUUCCACCGAAGCCGCAGCGACAAGGUUGACUACGCCUCAACAAGCGCUGGAGGUGUAUGAUUUUGAAACUACUCUUGCAGUCGUUCAGACAUCUAGUCUUGAUUCGAAGCUUUGGAAAGGCGAUACUCUGCGACUCGAUAUGCUUUCGCUUUUGCUUCAAGACUUGGCAUUACUCCUUACUCAGCCUUCUAGAUGUUUAAGGAGUAUCCGAGAGAUAAAACAGACCUUCGAUCCUAUCAUACAACUAGAGACACAGAUCGAGUCAAAACCAAAGAUAUCGAGGCAACAUCAGCGUGCUGUUAAUGCUGACACGGGUGUCUCAGGUGCACGAACUCCUAAAAUGUUUUCGAAAUCAUGGCUGUUACGUCUGUAUAAGAAACUAGAGUUUUAUGAAUCAUAUUUGCUGUCAGAGGAGUGGUUCCUGAAGACGGACAGGCUUGAUCGGGUGAGGGCGGAAGUGCUUAUGACACAGCUUCGGAUACGACAAGAGAUGGUUGGCUGGACCAAGGAGCUAGAGAGUAUCAGGAAAAUGAUGGAACAACAAAGGAUUGAGAUCCCUAGUCAGGUCAGUCAAGCCAAUAGAGAAUCUAAAACGCUUCUGAGCAGAGAGCAUUUUGGGGACCUUGGCCAAGAGAUCCCCAAUCAUGCAUCGAGUAAUAAGCCGUUGAUUCAGGAACUUCCUUGAUCUGGGCGUAAAAAAAAAGAUAAUAACUAAUAAAGUUUGCG